Molecule: messenger RNA, 2439 nt
Organism: Momordica charantia (bitter melon)
Lineage: Eukaryota; Viridiplantae; Streptophyta; Magnoliopsida; Cucurbitales; Cucurbitaceae
Gene: CH1
Product: Pheophorbide a oxygenase family protein with Rieske 2Fe-2S domain-containing protein
Cellular component (GO): cytoplasm
Molecular function (GO): chlorophyllide a oxygenase activity; 2 iron, 2 sulfur cluster binding; iron ion binding
Source: RefSeq, a predicted model, not a curated record
UAGCUGAAAAAACAUGAGCGAGCUAUUUGGAUAACUAAAUGGGUAUAGAUGGACGGUCUGGAUUUAACUGUGAGAUUGUGAGAUCCAACUUUACAUACUCGACGGGUGAGUUAACCGGACCCUCAAAGAAAGCCACGCAGUCGGAUAGAGAAAGAUAUCUUCGCAAUCCGAGCUGGCAGGAUGACRGGGGCCCACUUGCCCGAGAUACUCGCUCUCAGUAAAUAGAAGCAUGUGGAAGCUGAGCAUGCCACGUGUAAUCGCGAAGAGUCCACUAUUUUCCACGUGGCAGAGUGUGGAAGGCCAGCUGAGAUCGCGGAAUAUUACCACCUCUUAUCGUCAAAAAUCCCCAAACAAAACAAAUCUCUCUCACCAAAUUUCUCAUUCUCCCCCUCUUUCUCUCCCUCGCUCUAUUCUCACGGUUCAAACGCCAUGGCCGUCGUAGCUGCGGCUGCAGCUCUCUCGUUGCCGAUAUCUUUCUCCAAAUCACCGAAGCUUAAUUUUAAGAAGAGUGUGAGAGGAUUUAGAGUGUUUGCUUUGUUUGGAGAGGAAGGAGCUAUAGAGAGAAAGAGUGGUUGGGAAACGCUCUUUGACGUGGAAGAUCCAAGAACAAAAGUUCCUCAAUGUAAAGGGAAGUUCAUAGAUGUUAACCAAGCUCUAGAAGUGGCUAGAUUUGACAUUCAGUACUGUGAUUGGCGAGCUCGGCAAGAUGUUCUUGCAAUCAUGCUCCUACAUGAAAAGGUAGUGGAAGUCCUAAAUCCUCUAGCUCGUGACUAUAAGUCUAUUGGAACAAUGAAGAAGGAGCUGGCCGGAUUACAAGACGAAUUGGCAGAAGCUCAUAGACAGGUUCAUAUAUCUGAAGCACGGGUUAGCACUGCUUUAGAUAAACUAGCUUACAUGGAAGAAUUGGUGAAUGAUAGGCUGUUACAAGACAGAAACACAGCGGAAUUGGAUACCCCAUCUACCUCGCCUGGUACUUCAACACAGACUCUUGAUUCUGUAAAUAGAAGGGUGCCAAAGAAAAGUUUAAACGUAUCAGGACCUGUCGAACCGUAUCAUCCUCGCUUGAAGAACUUCUGGUAUCCUGUUGCUUUCUCCAGUGAUCUGAAAGAUGACAUAAUGAUCCCAUUUGAUUGUUUUGAAGAACCAUGGGUUAUUUUCCGUGGAAAGGAUCGCAAUCCUGGUUGCAUACGAAACACAUGUGCUCAUAGGGCAUGCCCUCUUGACCUUGGUUCUGUAAAUGACGGUCGAGUCCAAUGUGCUUACCAUGGUUGGGAAUACUCAACAGAUGGCAAGUGUGAGAAAAUGCCAUCAACGCGACUACGAAAUGUGAAAAUAAAAUCGUUGCCAUGUUUCGAGAAAGAAGGAAUGAUCUGGGUUUGGCCAGGUAAUGAUCCUCCAGCAGCCAACCUUCCUUCACUACAACCUCCUCCUGGUUUUCAAAUCCAUGCUGAGCUUGUCAUUGAAAUUCCAGUGGAGCAUGGAUUACUUCUAGAUAACCUUCUGGAUCUUGCUCAUGCACCUUUCACUCAUACUUCCACUUUUGCCAAAGGAUGGAGCGUACCCAGCUUGGUGAAAUUCUUAACCCCCGCAUCUGGGCUCCAAGGAUACUGGGACCCGUACCCAAUCGACAUGGAGUUUCGACCGCCUUGUAUGGUGCUCUCAACUAUAGGAAUCUCCAAGCCAGGAAAACUAGAAGGCCAAAGUACCAGGGAAUGUUCAACACAUCUUCAUCAACUUCAUGUGUGCUUACCUUCAACAAGACAGAAGACACGGCUACUGUAUAGAAUGUCUCUCGAUUUUGCUCCCGUAUUGAAGCAGAUUCCUUUCAUGCACUAUCUUUGGAGACAUUUUGCAGAACAGGUGUUGAAUGAGGACUUGAGGCUUGUGAUUGGCCAGCAAGAAAGAAUGGUUAACGGAGCAAAUAUUUGGAACAUGCCAGUUUCUUAUGAUAAGCUAGGCGUAAGAUAUAGGCUAUGGAGAAAUGCUGUAGAGGAAGGAGCAAAACAACUACCCUUCAGCAAAUCAAAUUGAAAAAUAUUCAAACUUUAUUAACUUAAAAACACUUCUUAGGACCCAAAAUAAACCCCCUUCCUUUUUAAACUUAUAAUUGGCGAUGAACAGACCCAUGAGGCUGAGACAAAACCAGCUCCCUUCCUUCAGCUUCCACUUCCUUUUGAAAAGUAACCCUCUCAGUUGGACUCAGCAGAAGCUGUAGAAGAAAAUCAAUUGGAAGCAGAGAGAUGUUGGCUACACAAUCCCCUUGUAAAUUAGAAACUGCUACAUAAAUUUCAAUCGGCUUUGCUCUGAAGUUCUUUCUGCUUUGCUUUUGGUGUUAUUAUUCUCCAGAGUUCACCCUCAGGAUCAUUGUUUUAGGCUUGUAAAACUACGAGUAUGCUUCGAUUACACAUAUGCGAAAUAAUAAAGAUUUUCAUUCUCCAA